AUGCCAAGCUCGAGUCCGAGGUCCUCGCAUCGGGACCUGCUGCUCCGUCCCCGCGCUCUGUGCCUCCAUUCCGCACAUCCGGCCGCCCCGCUGGGAGGGAAGAAGAUGCCCCGCCGGGAGGGACCCACUGCUUCGUGGGGGCGGCCCGCCGGAAAGGAGGAAGACGCCGCCUGCCUCCAGCCUCUCGAGUUGGUCCGCGCCCCGCGCUUGCCUCCAGUCCGCGGAUCCGGCCGCCCCGCCGGGAGGGACCCACCGGGAAGGAGGAAGACGCCGCCGGGAGGGACCCGCUGCUCCGUGCCUCCAGCCUCUCGAGUUGGUCCGCGCCCCACGCUUCGUGCCUCCAGGUUAGGGUUUAGGGUUCAGCCGCCUGCAGUCCUCCAAGGGUUUAGGGUUCGGCCGCCUGCAGUCCUCCAGUUGGUCCUGCGCUCUCCUGCACCGCACAUCCUCGGCGGCGGCCUGCUUCGUCGACGGCGCGAUGUAAGUCACCUUCUCCUCAUGGUAGCCUGGCGAUCUUCUCCAGUGCUGUUGUUCAUGCAUUUUUUUCUUUAUCAAUUGUGUUUGUGUUUAGUAGCAUGGAUUCACGCAUGUCGCAGGCGAGCGGCUCCUCCGAUGGAGGACAAGGAUGGCCCAGGUAUGGUCCGGUAUCGCUCAUUCGGUGCCCCAAAUGCGAAAGGUCGGAGUCACUUGUUAGACUCAGAUCGAAAAGGUGGGAGAAUGGGAAUUUUGGUGGAGAGUUCGUGA
Messenger RNA from Zea mays, 741 nucleotides. RefSeq lists its product as uncharacterized. The coding region runs from base 1 to 741 and encodes 246 amino acids. The transcript is spliced from 2 exons. Lineage: Eukaryota; Viridiplantae; Streptophyta; Magnoliopsida; Poales; Poaceae. The record is from RefSeq and is a predicted model, not a curated record.